CAGCAGGACAUAGUCUACUCGCCCACGUUCCGGAUCCCUACGUUUUACUUCACUAUCAGCAACGCUCACGGAGUUCCACUCAACCUGGACAACGUUGUCCGGAUAGGCUUAUUACGGAGCGACGCUGUCCAAGACGCCCACAGGACGGUUUUUGCGCUCACCCGGCCGAGCGCGCCUUUUCCUUUGUUGACGCAAGGCGAUCAUCCCGUGCGGGGCUUCCCAGCGUGGUACUUGCAUCCGUGUGAAACUGCCGCCGCAGUGAACGAGAUUGUCGGAGAGUUGAAUCAGGAUGCGGUGUCGGAUUUAGACCGAGAUGUUCGGUGGUUGGAGGCUUGGUUCGUACUGCUUGGGAACGUAGUUGACCUUCGGUCGUAG
This is a messenger RNA of Punctularia strigosozonata HHB-11173 SS5, 375 nucleotides long. RefSeq lists its product as uncharacterized. Gene Ontology annotation, biological process: protein modification by small protein conjugation; protein lipidation; macroautophagy. The annotation marks the transcript as partial. NCBI's taxonomy places the organism in Eukaryota, Fungi, Basidiomycota, Agaricomycetes, Corticiales, Punctulariaceae. The record is from RefSeq and is a predicted model, not a curated record. The transcript has 2 exons. Gene Ontology annotation, molecular function: Atg12 transferase activity. Gene Ontology annotation, cellular component: intracellular anatomical structure.